GUGAAAAACUUAUCAAUCGGUCUGUAACUUUGUGCAAUUUUCAUUGAUAAAAAGCAGUAGUCCUAUAAUAAGUUUUGUGCUGUGUGUAAUUUUAUUAUUGAAUCCGUGAUUAAACAUACCAUUCGAAAGAUUCAAUAUUGUUGCUCGUAAGACAAACAAAUAGUGUGCACAAUGUCCAGUAAAAUCGAAGAAGCCCAAGAGCAUAUUCGCCAAGCAGAGAAAAGUUUGAAAACUUCUCUACUUAAGUGGAGACCAGAUUUUGACUUAGCUGCUGAUGAAUACAACAAAGCUGCGACAUGCUUCCGGAACGCAAAAUCGCUGGAGAUGUGCAAGGAUUGUUUGUUGAAAUCAUCCGACUGUCACCGUCAAAAUCGGGCCCUGUUUCACGCUGCCAAGUGUUUAGACCAGGUGAUUCUUAUCUGCAAAGAUAUGAACAACCUAACAGAAGUGCGCAAGUAUGCAGAAAAAGCUUGUAAUCUCUACCAGCAGCACGGAUCUCCCGAGUCCGGAGCUUCAACGCUAGACAAAGCGGCUAAAAUCCUCGAAGCAACUCACCCGGAGGAUGCUCUUCAGCUGUACAAGCAGGCCGUCGAUGUGGUGACGAUUGAAGAUUCGUCAAGACAGGGCGCUGAGUACGCGAGUAAGGUGGCUCGAAUUAUGGUCAAGUUGGGAAUGUACGAUCAGGCAGCUGAUGCUAUUCGCCGAGAAAUUGGACUUCAUCAGCAGGUGGGAUCGGAAUCGGCCAUCGGCAGGCUGGCUGUCGUUCUGGUGCUUGUUCAAUUAGCUCGUGGCGAUUAUGUGGCUGCAGAAAAAGCUUUCAAAGAAUGGGGCAAUUGUUGCGACGCAGCCGAAGUGCAAACACUGGAAUCUUUGCUGCAGGCCUAUGACGACGAAGACCCCGAGCUGGCAGCGCGUGCGUUGUCUUCUCCAUUCAUUCGGCACAUGGAUGUUGAAUACGCUCGUCUGGCACGAGACUUGCCCCUUCCAAAGGGAAUGGCCAUUGCACCAAAGGCAAACGUUAUCGAAAAUGCGGCUGCUUCGUAUGUUUCGCCCAACAGCGGGGGUGCUACUGAGGGAACUGGAACUGGUCUCGACGAAAUGGGAGAAGGUGGUCUGUGUUAGUGUGUGUAUACAGUAAUACACCGAAUGCGCGAAAUGAGUUGUGUGAAAGAGGUAAAGCUAAUAUUGUGACGUUAAUUGUUGUUGUUAUUAGUAAGUAUAUUUAAUAUAAAUAGAACAUAUAUAUUUUAAAAUUGAUCUAGCUUAAUGCAAAAGCUCCCUGUACGUUAAAAUUGCAUUUCUUUAGAAAUUUAAGCGAAAAUGUAAUUGUAAGUUCCGUAAAACGGGGGAACAUUGAUCACUUGUUAUGAAAAUAGCCAAAAUUGACAACAAAAACCAUUGAUAUUUUUGUGGGGUAAAUUGACAAAUAUGUUUUGCAAUUACUCAAAAAACUAGUCAGUUUUAUUAUAGAGGAAUAUCUUCGCGCAUUGUUUUGUUUGUAUUAAUCGAAUCGAAUAUGUAUAUGCAAAUAAAUCGUAUCACCUUCAAUUGAAAUUUGCGGAUCUUUAUUGAAUGAAAAAAAUAUUCGCGACUGACAGAAGUCGCACAUGUUAGAAAGAGAAUUUAAUUUUUGCUUGGAAGAUGAAAUCACCUCGUCGCGUUUUUAUUAAAAAGAAAGUCAUGAUAAAUAUUACUACGGUGAUCAUGGAUGCCCCGUUUUGCGAGUUUCUUUCCGGCCAGGCAGCGCUAAAACAGCGAAUACGUCCAAGAUCGUCGGACAGCAAUCGCCAUUAACGAUUUCCUCAAUAUAUUAUUUGCUUAAAUCUCCAGAAAACAUAAGCAGCCUCUAACUCUAGAAAAUGCGCGCUUUUAAUCUUGGAAUUAAUGAAUCGAUAAAGCAUGUACAUCUUGAACAUACGAAAUCGCUAUUUGCAUUAUGUUACACUUAAAUAAGCAACGCUGUUGCACACCCUUGAAUCAAUAUCAAUCUAUCAAUUCAGAAAUUAAAAAGGUAAUACUUAUAAGCGUCAUUAGUGAGAAGAAAGUUUUUUCCGUACUAUAAAUACAAACGCUCGCAGGAGCAAGCAUUACCGUGUA
Molecule: messenger RNA, 2097 nt
Organism: Topomyia yanbarensis
Lineage: Eukaryota; Metazoa; Arthropoda; Insecta; Diptera; Culicidae
Product: gamma-soluble NSF attachment protein-like
Exons: 6
Coding region: 172-1122 (316 amino acids)
Biological process (GO): intracellular protein transport
Cellular component (GO): SNARE complex; vacuolar membrane
Molecular function (GO): soluble NSF attachment protein activity; syntaxin binding
Source: RefSeq, a predicted model, not a curated record